Molecule: messenger RNA, 942 nt
Organism: Anthonomus grandis grandis
Lineage: Eukaryota; Metazoa; Arthropoda; Insecta; Coleoptera; Curculionidae
Exons: 2
Coding region: 44-832 (262 amino acids)
Source: RefSeq, a predicted model, not a curated record
ACCAUUCGGGUACCAUUCACUGUGUCGUAAUAAUUUAAUCAAUAUGCGAGCGCCCAUCGGAAUUUUUAUCCUUCUCGAUCUCGCACCCGCCCUAUUUUCUUACGAAUAUUCCUACUACGUCUCUUCCCCUGGACAUUUCCAAACUUUAGCGGUGCGAGAUGGUGCCAUAGUGGAUUCUGGACAAAGGCAUGCGAGAACGUAUCCCGGUUUUAAUAAUCCAAGUCCGGUUGACCCCCGACAGUUUGGAAAUCCGAGUCCAGUCGACCCCCGGCGGCAGUUUGGAAACGGAGAAACGUAUCCGGGUUUCGUUAUUGUGCCCAAUGGAGAGCUGGAUCCGGUUUUUCGAGAUGGUCCAGACGGGAUGGUCCAGGGUGGAAGAGCGAGUGGGGUUAAUCCUGGAUAUGAGCAGUUCCAGCCGAGGUACCCUGAGCCCGGAUAUCAAGCAGGAGGUUCACAGUACGACCCGUUCCUAGGACGUAAUCCAGCCUUUUAUCCACACCACGCGAACAUCAAACGCAAGGCUCCGGAGUUGCAGGAGAUCCAGGAAACGACCACCAUAGCAGGAACUCUGGAAACCACCACUUUAAUCAUCGACGAAGAGGGUGAAAAGAAGGAAGAAGUGACCACGAAACUGCCCUGUUUCUUUUGUGGGGUGGACAAAGUGAACCCCAUGGACGGAAUUGAGGGAUCCAUUAGUGAUCCAGAUUCGGAACCAGUGGAACCCAAGAAUGUCAAUCCGGUUUUAGGGGGCGUCCCUCCCCCUAAUAAUGUGGUGGUACCUGCCGGAUUUCCGGUCAAUACCCCCGUUAUUCCUUACUACGUUGUUGUAUAAGUAAAUAUAUUGUUUAUUUUAUUAUUUAUCAUAUAUAUAUAUAAUCGAUAUUGUUGUAAUUUAAUUGGUUAGUGUAGGUAUGAAAUGUGAUAAUUAUAGUAUAUUUAGGA